Zootoca vivipara (common lizard) is the source of this 4615-nucleotide messenger RNA. Lineage: Eukaryota; Metazoa; Chordata; Lepidosauria; Squamata; Lacertidae. The record is from RefSeq and is a predicted model, not a curated record.
UACCUCAUUCAAGGUGUUGUGACGACAGAAAGAAAGAAAGCUACCUGCUGCAGCCACCUUGUCCACUUCCGCAGUGUACAGUUGUUGUUAUUAUUAUACCACUUUAACCAAGCAUGGCUUCCCCCAAAGGGCCCUAGGAAAUAUAGUUUGUUAAAGGAGCUGAGAGUUAUUAGGAGACCUCGUUCCCCUGGCAUCCCCUUUCUCUGGAAGAGGGAUUGAUUGCUAAACCUUCUGGAAGUUGUAACUUUCUGUGGGGAUGCUGUUUAGGUUUUGCACCAAAUGCAAACCUCGCCACCAGGGUUUGGUUCAUUCUGGGGAUUCUGAAUGGAUUUGGACGUCUGCCCAAAAUACCACUCCUUUUUAUUCAGGAAGAUUCCCCAUUUCCUCUUCCAGCACGACUUGCACUUGGCCAUGUUUAAAUCUGGUGCCGAGUGCAAGCUGUACUGCUUCAGGCCAGAGUCAAACCCACCUAAUGUUAUGUGAGUUCUGGUGCUAGACAUGUUAGGUGGGCCCCACUCACCUGUCAAAUGUGGCCCACAGAGGCCACAAUGAAUCUUGCUUGCCAGCUGGAAGUGCUUCCCCAGCUCGAUAUGCCUCGAUGAAAUGCAGUUCUAUCCCAAGAACCCCAUGUGAGCUGCUGUGUAUGUUCACAUGCUUUGAGCACAGAGAGAGAGCACACCUGCAAUAUCCUCUCCAGGUGACGCAGUGUCAAAAGAGGGUGCAGAAGGCAGGUUUAUCCUGUGAUUCCAGGUAGGCUAGGCUAAUUCUCCUCCUCACCAAGUGAUUAUUGAGACACUCGCUUCUUUUUCAUCUUUGACACCUCCCCCCUUCUACCCUUAUCCUUCUGCAUCACCUGUUCCUGGGUUCUGCUUCUUGUUGGCCCUAGUGUGUGAUGAAAUGUUUGAGGCUGGCCUAGAGAGAGACCUUACUGCAUCAUUGCAUGGGGCUUGUGAGGACAGACAAGACCAAGUAAAAUAGAAGUGUUUCCACUCCUUUUUCAUGGACAUCAAACACUCCUGUAGCGGGAGACAGGAUGCUGAUUAGAAUGUGCUUCUGCCCCUUUGUGAACUUUGUGGGUGGCUUUUGUUUCAUAUUCCACAUGUAAAUAAAUGUGUUGGGGUUGUUGUUGUUGUUGUUGUUGUUUGCCCCCUUGCUUCCCAUAACAUAGUCUAGGCGUCUGGGUAUGGUUGCAUUUCUUUUCUGGCAUCCUCACAUUUGGCCGGGCUCCUCUUAGAGUGCGUAUUUGCACCCGGGUUCUAAUAUGCUCUUAAUUGGGAUUUCAUGCAAAGGAAGCUGGGUGGGGUACCCACUGUGGGCCAUCUUGCUUUGGAGUAGGGGUGGGGAAACUGGUUGUCUUUCCGAUGUCACUGAACUUACAACUCCUUGACUGCUGCCGAUCCUGAUGAGGUUGGGGUCUAGAGGGCAGAAUUCGGCUGGGUGACUUUCUGAUCUCUGUAGUUGACUCUCUCUACCUUUUCAAACGCAUGUCGGCUGAACUUAUUAAAUGGCAUUAGCUUUUUACAGAAGUCUCAGCUCAGUGCUAGAACCCUCUUCUUCUUGAGUCUGCACCGAGCCCAAGCGCUUUGUGGUUUAUGUGGGAGGAAACCUCAGUGUUGCCAGCGUCUUCUCUGUGGCUGGAAGCAUGUCUAACCUGAGCUACGCCUUACCCUGUGUCCCCUGCAGAAUGAUAGAGCAAGUUCAGAUGUAUCCUCCCAAGGAAGUUUUUUUCCGAGUGGCUGCAGAGAUGUUCUCCGACGGAACCUUCAACUGGGGCCGUGUGGUGGCUCUUUUUUACUUCGCUUGCAAGCUGGUCCUCAAGGCAAUUUGCACUAAAUUACCAGAGCUCAUAAGGACCAUCAUCAGCUGGACCAUGGAAUAUAUCCAGAAUCAUGUCCUGUCCUGGAUUCAAGCCCAGGGAGGAUGGGAAGGUCUCCUGUCCUACUUCGGCACCCCCACUUGGCAGACCAUCGCUGUAUUUGCCGCAGGUGUCUUGACUGCCUCGCUGACCUUCUGGAAAAUGUCUUAAUCCUCAGCCCCCACCGCCACCAAAGGGGGGCCUUUUCAUUGUGAUGACAAAGUGGGGAGUCACUUCCCCCUCUCUUUUUUUCUAAUCAAAGAAUGAAAAUUGGCUAGGAUUCCCCCCCCUCCUGUUAUGGGCAGGGGAGCUUUUAAAACAAAUGCUGUCAUUAUCUUGGUGCCUUUUGUUUUCUUUUUAAAGUGCACACCCUUUUUUUUCACCCAAGGAAUGUGUACUAUUUGGCUUUGCUUUUUGCCUAUCUGUGCCUCUUAGGGUCAGAGGACAUGGAGUGUGUCUGGGCUCUGGACUAUGGAAUGAAGGGUUUGAAUGGCUGUUCUUGCUUGCUGGAGGGUCUGUUGACGCUGCUGAAUUUCUGUUCGGUUUUCGAAGAAGAGGAUGACUCUCUCAGGUGGCACCUCUCAAACUGAAGUAAGACCACUCUCUAGAAAUGCAGAUUGAGAAAUCCUCAAGAGGAGAGAACCAAAUUCUUUCCCUACAGAACUUGAGAAAUUGUCUGAGCCAGAUGAUGAUAGUGGUUUGGAUUUCAAGGCAACUUCCUGAUCCGGCUAAGAACCAGCACUGCCGAGGAAGUGGAUUUAGGCAGAGACUCUGCAGCAACCAAUUUGUGUGUUGGGUGUUCGUUUUUCUGUUUGCCUGCCCUUGUUUUGAGGAAACUUCCAUACCUCUAAAACAGUAGGAAUUCUAGAGCCUUGUUUCAUUCUACCAGAUCCAUCUGUUUUUCUAGAGGAAAAACUAGGCGGUGCUAAAGAGAUGCACUCGUGCAUAAACCCAAGUCAAGAAAGCAAGAGAAGUGCUUUUGGAAAGCAAUUGUUCUCCAAGUGGAACAGAAGACAUUGCAAAAAGGAAAUUCACCUGCUUUGUUCUGUCCCAUGGAAAAAAAAGCUUUCAGAGGCUGGAGAGAGCCUUGGUGGCUUAGAAAGCAGAAGAAGUGAGGAGGGUUUGCAGGUUGGGUCUGUUCCACAGAGCUUUCUCAUCUCACUGCUCAUCUCUUCUCCGUUCUGUAUUUUAAUGGAUUAAUUGUCCUCCAGGGGUUUAUUAGGCAAAAAGAAGAAGAAGGAAAGCACCAAACUGUUCUGGCAAACCUUCCUAUACCAUGUGCCAGUGUGGAAUAUCUUAAUCCUACCUGUGAUGGGGGCAUUUGACUCAAUGUGGCUUCUCUUCUUUCUCUCCUUACCCCCGCAUGCACAAUGAUAAGGUAUUGUGACUGCAUAUCAGCACGUGAGCGCAUAACACCCCGAAACCUGUGGUACCGUGCUGGCAGCGCGCCUUGAAACACGUGGCGUUUACUUUCUUGCCAACAGGUGCUUGGAAACUUAACCACUUAACUGUAAGGGGGCAGAGCUUUUGCCCUUGCCUAGCAACCUUGGAUGCUGUCCGCUUCUUCGCCCCCCUUUCCUCCAGUUUAUCCUUCAUCAGUUGCCCAUUGUAAUGGGUUCUCAAAAAUACUUAUUACCGACCAGCAUCUUCCCUGAUGUUUCAGAGAAAGUUGUUCAUGGCAGGUGGAGACAGACAGGUGCAGGGCUGUCUGGCACAAGGGGGUGAAGGGUGGCAGAGAGCUAUGCUGCUGGAACUGUGGAGGUAUCUAUGGGUUGGUUUGGGGCCCUGCUUUGCCUCGUAACCGGCAAAACCCACUUCCUGUAGUCCUCUUCUUAGCUAGGCAACCUUUCAGUCACCAAGCCAUCCCUCCUGCUGCAUGGGUGCCAGGAGAGAGCUGGGUGCAUGUGCCCGCUUCAAGGAAGCACAGGGGCUCAAAAUAAGGCACAAGUGAAUGGCUGGAGCCAGUUUGGCCUUCUCAGCUGUUUUUAACUUUGCUGAGGAACCGGAUAAUACCGCUUGAGACCGUCAAAUCUGGCAAAGAAGCUCCUGCCCCAGAUUCCAGCAGCAGAUGCUUCUCGGAGCCCAUCUUGGGAAGGGGAGGGUGAUGGCACACAGCAAAGAAGGGUCCAACAGAGAAUGGCAUUUGGGUAUCUGAAUUGCUGCCUUCCAGAUGUUCUGAGCUACCGCUCCCAUCCCCCUCAGCCAACGGGGUGUGCUGGUGAAAAUUGUACAGAAUACCUGGAGGGCACAAGGGAAGGCCAGGGGAUUCCAUAAGCAGAGGCAAAAGGCUCACGUGGUUGCCAAGGCCUGUGCAGUGUCGGUGGCAAGCCUGUAACCCUCCAGGUGGUGUUGGCUGCCGUUCCCAUCGUCCUCCGCCAGUGGCCAAGGCUGGCUGGGGCUGGUGACAGGAAUGCAACAUCACCUGCAGGGUCACUAGUUCUCCGCAACUCGCACAGUGCCUCCUGCAGAAAGUGACGAUGCAGCCAAAACAUUCCCUCCCCCCCCCCAGCUGUACACAUACUUGACAGCACAUACAAUCGGGGCAGGAUAUGACACCUAGAAGCCCCCAAUAAUCUUCCUUUACAGCCAUUGGGCAAAUCGGUUCCGCCCGGUGUUGCGUCGUGAAGCUGGCGAGGAAAUGAGGAGGGGGAAGUUUAAGAUUUGGGGCAUGAAAUAUCACAUAGUGAUGUGGGAGAGGCGGGUCAGGGAGAACCAAAUGUACUUGAAUAAUUAUAUUGGGAGGGGGGCUUUUGUUACCUC